CGCCUGCCUUCGCAGACCUCAUCAUCCUCUCAGGUUGAAGGGAGCAUCCUCGUCCACAAGGAGGAAUCCGGUUUGUUUGCUUUUGUUUCCGCGCCUCCUCCCUCCGCCGCCGCCGCUGCUGCGAGCUCGGACACCAGCAGGGCGGGAGCAGAAGCCAUAAGAUGAAGAAACGCUAUGUGGACGCGAACAGGCUCCGAAAGAUGAAAAAACUGAGAAUCACGGAGAAGCUGUCUGAGAGCGCGUACACCUUUGUGAAGUUUAUGGUGAUGUGGACGCUGGUGCUGCUGGCAGAUUUCAUCCUUGAAUUCAGGCUGGAGUACUUGUGGCCAUGCUGGCUCUUCUUCGGGAGUGUGUACACCACUUUCCACUGCCACGGGCUGGUCAUUUGUGUUGUUUUCGUUUGUGCUGCCUUCACUCUGGACAUCUUUUGUUUAAUCUUUGUUCCUUUGCACUGGCUGUUUUUUGUGGCAAGCACUUACGUGUUAUUCAAUUAUAUAUGGCACACAGAAAAGGGCAUCUGCAUUUCGACAGUGUCCCUGUGGAUCCUUCUUGUGUACACAGAGGCUUCCCUUCGACUCAAAGAUCUUAAUACUUCUUAUCCCAAUCUGUCUCAUCUUUUUGCUGCACACUGCAUCGGAUACCCCGUAGUUUAUCUGGGAUUUGAUGCCACCUGCUACUUCACCAACGUUUUCAAGCUGCGUAUUCAGAAAGCCGUGCAGAGCGAGAACGACUUUCACAUGCACCUCCUUCAGCACUCGCUCCCGCCAGGUUUGCAGUUUUACUCCAAAACCGGCACAGAUGGCGGCAGCAGCUCUAAAUGGAAAAUCAGGCCUGAGUCGGGUCAGUAUCAGUGUCAGAAUGGUGCCAUGGUGGCCCACGAUGACGCACAUACGGUGGACUGCCUUCAGAUAUUCAGCGAGGAGAAACCAGCAGAGAAGGCACCACAGGAGGCCAGGCCAGCUGAAUUAAACCGACGGCCACUGCCGUCCAAACCUGCUGUGUCCGAGCCCAAAGAGCGGCUUCACUGUGGGGGAGGAGCCCCAGAGUCUCCUACAAACCUAGAAAAUCUACCUCAGGAGGAGCAAGGAAGCAAAGCCACAAAAGGGGCUAAGAACUCCUCACCGAAAGCCCGCAGAGGCAGCACAAACACUCCUUCACCACCUGGAGGAAAGUCGGAGAAGAAGCAGAGGUCGAGCUUCAAAACGAUAAGUCCCAGCAGGGAUGCAGCGGACAAGAGCACCACCGCUGCUCAGAAUUUCCACGCAGAACAGAUAAACAAGCUGGAAGCAGAGCUGCGGAGGCUCAAGGGGGACCUGCAGGCAAGUCGACAAAGUGAGCAGGAGCUGCGAAGUCACGUCUGCAACCUAACUAACAGCGAGAGGAGCCUGAGACCAGAAGUUUCCCUGCUCAGACAGUCCAACAUGCUGCUCCAGAGCAAGAUUCUGUGCUUGACUAAAGCCAAGCAGAAGGACAAGCAGACCAGUGCCAUGCUGGAGAGAAAGAGCAGAGCAGAAGCUGAGGCCAGACUCUCUGCUGAGAAACAGUUGGCCGAGCUUCACUCUCAGAAACUGGAGGAGGCGGCAAACGCCGCACGGAGUCUAACAAACAGACAGGAACACUGUGAAACCCAAAUGUUAAGGAAAAGAGUUAAAGAUCUAGAGACAGAGUACAAACAACUGCAGCUGGAGUAUCAAGUGAAAGAGAGUCGUGUGCUAGAUCUAGAGAGAGAUGUUGAGGCUUUGGGGAAGUAUCGCUGUGUGGAGAAAGAGACAGACAUGCUGCUGUCUACUCUGACAGCCAUGCAGGAGAAAGCUCAGCACCUGGAGUACAAUCUGAGCGCUGAAACUCGCAUCAAGCUGGACCUGUUUUCUGCCCUAGGAGACGCUCGCAGACAGCUGGAAAUUGCUCAAGAUAAAGUAAAGAAGCAGGACAGGGAGAUCCGGGAGAUGAAGCGGAAGAUCGCAGAGGUGAUGGCGGUUAGCCCCGACGUGUCGUAUGUGGCUCCUCGGCCACAGGUGCCUCAAUACCUCACCAAGCUCCUCAACUCUGAACGCUACAUGCUGAAUCCGCGGGCGCUGAUGUACCAGUGUCUGAAGAAAUGAGAGGCCGCUGUGCCGCUUUGACGUCACCUCACCUCCUCUCUUCAGGACCAAAGGAGGGCAUCACAGAGCUAAACGACACCAGAGGAGACCGUUCCAGACUUCAAAGGUCAAAUGCCUUCUGCUGCACUCUUGGUGCUACCUUGAUUUGUCACUCGCUACAUUUAGCUCCUCAAAGUCCAAUGGUUUUGCUCUAAACCGAGGAAUCCCACAUGUGGAACUACUUUUAUCACUAAAUUAUAAGUUUUGCAGAUGGACGGUGUGAUGCUGGACCUCCCUACUCGACUGAUAAGAAAAAAGAGUGAAACCAAAACUGUAUUUCACUUCUGUUCAAUUGUAAACAUAUUCACAUUAUUUGUACUUUUAGGUACGUCUACCUAGAAAUUGAAGGAACCAAAAGAAUACCGCUGCAGCUAUUAGAUAUUUGAUAAUCACUUUGUAAAGUGAGCAUCCUGACAUGUAACUGUUUUUGACACAAGUAUCGCAAUUGUACAUUUUUUAAAAACUAUUUAGAAAACGUCAUUAUUGAGUAUUUAAACUGUGGAAAAAUUUGAAAUGGAAAAUUUUCACAAAAGUACUGCAGGUUUUUACUUUUUAAAUUGUGGCUCCUGCUCUGCAUCAGGUAAAAGCAGCUAAAUGGAAUUCAGCCAUAAAUGAAUGUCAGACCUCUGCUUUGAUGAUGCAAACGCACAAAUCCCAAGUAUUUGGAAUUUGAAGAUGCAGCAAAUUUUGUAUCAAUGACUUCAAAAAGAACUUUUUAUUAAUUCACCAAACAAAUUUGGAAAAAGAAAUCAAUUUUUUGUGAAUUUCUGCCAUGAAAUGUUUCUAUUAAUUUGAUAAAACAUAGAAUAUUAGGUCCAAAUGAUGAGUCUUUGAGGAGAACAAGUUUUAAAGGCAAGUUGUUUGUAAAUAGGGAUUUAUUUAAAUUGUGCUGAAAUUCAGACAAAAAAAAUGGUUUUAUUCGAGUUUUCAAAUCGUAUCUUUAAAAAUGUGAUAAAAAAAUAGUUGAAGCCUCGGCUGCUGACUGGGACAGGAUACGGAGCGGAGGAUUUGUUGCUAUGGUAACCUGCUGAGGAGGCACAGUUUAAGGUGUUUCAUAGACAUUUAGGCAGUGAUGCUGUGUGAGGAGGCAAACUAAGCAGCUGUUGCUUCAUCCUUGAGCUAAAGCCGAACUAUAAAAGACGGUUCAUGGAUUUAAAUACUGUGCCUACAUACAUUACUUUCAAACUUGGAAGUAAAACACUAAUUUAAUGUGAAAAAGUAAUGUGUUUGAAGUGCUAUGUACUGUUUUUCUUUUAUCACAAUGUAGAAAACUGAAAACCCCACACAGCAAAAAAAAAAAAAAAAAAAAUCAUAAAUGGGAUGUGACCAUUUGGUAGCUUUUUAUUUAGAUUGUGUUUCUAAUGUGUUUUAUAUAAAAUCUAUUUUUUAGUCUUGCUGUACUUCUAUUUUACUGCUGUAUUUUGAUUUUCUAAUGUUUGUCAGCAUGAAAUGUGUGAGCACAUUCUAUGUACAUGACGUACAAGGGCUAUCAUUUCUAAAACUAACGUUUGCUAAUUCCAGCAGGGAAUUAGAUUUUGUAUGAUUUAAACUACUGAAUUUUGUGUCUGCGUGCACAUUAUUUCUCUUCAGUCUUCUACAAUGUAAAGUUUCGAUUUCAAAGAUAAAACUUGCUUCUUAA
This is a messenger RNA of Oryzias latipes (Japanese medaka), 3780 nucleotides long. Its product is annotated as macoilin-1. Gene Ontology annotation, cellular component: rough endoplasmic reticulum membrane. Lineage: Eukaryota; Metazoa; Chordata; Actinopteri; Beloniformes; Adrianichthyidae. Gene Ontology annotation, biological process: neuronal signal transduction. The record is from RefSeq and is a predicted model, not a curated record.